This is a messenger RNA of Euleptes europaea (tarantolino), 812 nucleotides long. It is a transcript of the gene RHOU, whose product is annotated as ras homolog family member U. The transcript has 3 exons. Gene Ontology annotation, molecular function: GTP binding; GTPase activity. The record is from RefSeq and is a predicted model, not a curated record. Gene Ontology annotation, biological process: small GTPase-mediated signal transduction. Bases 1 to 810 code for a protein of 269 amino acids. NCBI's taxonomy places the organism in Eukaryota, Metazoa, Chordata, Lepidosauria, Squamata, Sphaerodactylidae.
AUGCCGCCGCAGCAGCAAGAGGGGGAGACGGGCUACAUCAGCAAGCCGCUGCCGGCCGGCUGCGAGGUGCCGCCGGUGCCCCCGCGCCGGGUCCGCGGCGGCCGGGCGGCGGCGCUGGGCGGCCGCGGCCGGGCCGGCGCGGGGGGCGGCGGCGGCGGCGGGUUCGAACCCCGCCGCAGCGUCAAGUGCGUCCUGGUGGGAGACGGCGCGGUGGGCAAGACCAGCCUGGUGGUGAGCUACACCACCAACGGCUACCCCACGGAGUACAUCCCCACCGCCUUCGACAAUUUUUCAGCUGUUGUGUCAGUAGAUGGUCGACCAGUUAGGCUCCAGCUCUGUGACACGGCUGGCCAGGACGAAUUUGACAAGCUCCGGCCACUGUGCUACACCAACACAGACAUCUUUUUGCUGUGCUUCAGCGUGGUGAGCCCUUCCUCUUUCCAGAACGUGAGCGAAAAGUGGGUCCCUGAAAUCCGAUGCCACUGCCCCAAAGCCCCGAUUAUUCUCGUGGGGACCCAGUCGGACCUCCGGGAGGAUGUCAAAGUCCUCAUUGAGCUCGACAAAUGCAAAGAGAAGCCCGUGGCAGAGGAGGCCGCCAGGCUCUGUGCCGAGGAAACAAAAGCCGCCUCUUACAUCGAGUGCUCCGCUUUGACUCAGAAAAACCUCAAAGAAGUCUUUGAUGCGGCCAUUGUUGCUGGCAUCCAGUACUCGGAUACCCAGCAGCAGCCAAAGAAAUCGAAGAGCAGGACUCCGGACAAAAUGAAAAACCUCUCCAAGUCCUGGUGGAAAAAGUACUGCUGUUUUGUAUAGUA